ACCACGGAUCGUAUCACUUCGUUGACCCUGUUGAUCGCCCAUAACAUCUACCGAUAGACGGCAAUCCAGCCUUCCACCACGCUGCACUCGGUAAUAUCUCCAGGACGCCCCCACAUAAGAUACUGAGGCCCACAUCCUUCCCCUGAAGCGCGCACAUGAUUGGUGUGCUCCAACCGUCCCUUGUAAGCAUUCAGAAUCGUCCCCCGAAAAUUUGGAAAACUGGAGAAAACAACGUCGCAGAUUGUGCGCGCAUGACGUGCAUUAGUAUUGGAGGAGGAUUCUUGGCGAGCGUGAUCAGUGUGAUGAUAGCUUGCUAUAAUAAGCCUAUAGGGCAAGCGACGAUGUCCGUUAUUAAGUAUAGCGUGAUAGCCGAUCGUCUAAGAGACCCUUCUUCGGAGAAGUUUGUGGGCACAGUGGAUAUGUUUUCGAAGCAAUGCCGGCGUAAUCUUAGCGAUAGCGUCGCCACCGAGUACAAGCCACUUGCAACGGGCGUAUAAUUUCCUCAUGGUUGUUGAAUCACUCAAUUUGACCAGCUUCGUGACAUUAAUCAGCAACAACGAUUGCCUCGUCUCGAGCAAGCUGUGGAAAUCGUGUCAGAUCAAUGCUGUGUGUCUUACUCUCUGCAGCCAGACUGCCAUUUCCCACGGUCAGCGAGAGAGAAUACGAGAAACAGCGUCAUAUUUAUCAUCCAUCUCUUCUCGGACACUAAAGCGGGUAAUUUCACGACCUCUGAAUAUGUUCCCAUCAGCUCCUCUCACGACAUGACAAGGACAAGCUACCCAAUAAAUCGAAGCUUCGGAUAAUAUAGACAUUACAAUAUAUUACAACAACACCUUCCUACAGGAUGGUGUGGCGUUCAAGCAGAAGGCAGACCUCAAACAAAAGGCUGCAGUCAGCAUCCAUAUAUCGGGCAUCGGGUCCUCUGAUCGUUGAUUUUCCAGCCAAUUGUGAUGGCAGGGGCUGCUCGGUUGCCAGCCGGGUCAAGGAAACGGACAUGAAGGUGAUCUAAGUGUAUACUCGCCACCAAUCGGCAAACCUGCUUUCCGUAAAGAUCGGUCACAGAGACGAUAAGCGACGUUGAUUAUGCAUCUCAACCAAGAUCCAACCCGUGCCGUGUGUGUGGUUUUUUCGGGAAAUCGGGCAUUAAAAGAUUAUUCUAUGACAUCUAUGACUUGCUCGCCUGCUGUUUUCGUACGAUAUCGCAAGAGGAACAAGGUCGAGAUGUCCAGGACACGUCACAGGCCGCUGUUACUACGAGGGCGCUCGUCAGAAGAUACGAGAGAGAGCAAUGCAACGCUGAAUAGCACGAACGCGAGUCGGAGCUCUACAGCUGUUCCAUGGGGCACCUAUGGUUCUGAAU
Messenger RNA from Periconia digitata, 1360 nucleotides. NCBI's taxonomy places the organism in Eukaryota, Fungi, Ascomycota, Dothideomycetes, Pleosporales, Periconiaceae. The record is from the annotation of a GenBank genome assembly.